Messenger RNA from Paracoccidioides brasiliensis Pb18, 546 nucleotides. RefSeq lists its product as uncharacterized. The coding region runs from base 1 to 546 and encodes 181 amino acids. The record is from RefSeq and is a predicted model, not a curated record. The transcript has a single exon. Gene Ontology annotation, cellular component: mitochondrion.
AUGCCCUCCAGCCCCAGCCAAAAUGGCCAAACCUCAGAACCGCAAUCACAGCAAUCUCAGACACAAGAACAGCAAACACAAUCCCUCCAACCUGCUCAUAAACCCCAGCUGUCAAACUCCGCAAAGCUCCUCAUCGGCGGCACCGCUUUCCUCAUCCUCUCCACGUUCAUAACCCGCCGCACACUCCGCCGCAAACGCCUCACUUCACUCCCGCCCACCUACACAAGCGCCCCGUACCAUAAACCCCAGGUGAACGGAGCCCUGGAGGCACUAGAAGCUCUCAACAUCGCGACAAUAAAUGUGGCCAGCGUGGCCAUGAUUGGCGUCGGGGCAUGCAUGUACGCAUUUGAUAUCAAUACCAUGGACGAUUUGCGGCGGAAGGUGAGAGGCGGCUUGGGGGUUGAUGGGUCUGGGCGGUCAGAGCAGGUUGUCGAGGAGGAAUUGGAGGAGUGGGUUGCUCGUGUUUUCAGUCGGAAGGCGGAGAAGGAGAAGCGGAGUGAGGGGGGGCGCCAGCAGGAUGCUAAUGAGAAGGGGAAGGAAAGAUAA